GCUAGAAAAUCAUGUUACAACAAAAGGUAUGCAGCAGCAACAACAAAAGUACGAGAUACAAAUAAAAGCAUUGUCUACCAUCACUGAUGCAUGAAUUUAGCUUGUCCAAUUAACUAGUGUUAAACCUUAAGCUUCAUAGAUAUAUCUCAACUUUGGUGACUAGAUGCAAUAUAGUCACCACUACAUACAUAUAUUUUCAUGUUUUACAUUUGAUAUGCUAAUGUAUAUAUUAUACAAGGCUGUAGCCAAAGAGUGGUUAGCAAUGGAAGCAGCUCAAAGACUCGGAGCUGUUGCUGUGGAGCAGAGAGUAGGUAUCAUGCGAGAAGGGUAGGAGAGGCAGAGAAGGAACUGGGUACUAGAGGCGUGCCGACGAAGCCGAGACCAAGUCGGAAAAGCGAGCACCAGGUGGGGAGAUACGUGGUAGCCACAACAAUCGCUCCCCGCUAUCGUCAAGUGGUGCCCUCUCCCUCCGCUCACCCUCGUUGGAGUGGACAUUCCAUCACUCCGGUUUCUUCCAGCUCCCCACCCCCGUAUUGUCCCACUCCCCUCUAGAUUCCCCGCGCAUUCCUUACAAAUUGCCCCUGCAGACGUGCGUUUUUCAUACUCUGUCUCGUCUCGUACAGUGGUUUUUUGUUCAUAAACCCCGAGAUUGUAAGAGUCGCCGUCGGUUGCUCCUUGAAGGUGUCUAGGAUCGGCUCGCGAAGAUGGUGAAGCUUACCUCCGCUCGCCAGGCUCGCCUGUACGGGCCUCUGUCCACGCGAGACAUGGUGGAGAAUUGGAACUCGUUUCUGUAUUUGGUGGGGACCAUUCUGCUGGCUGCAGGGAUGUUGCUCUUGUUGCCAAGCUUCGAGAUGCGCAGCUGGAGCCUUUGGAUUGUUCUCGUUGGGUUUGCAGUGAUUGUGGUCGUCAAUUUGCAUGACUUGCAUGCACACUUGGCUGGAAUCGAUUACGAUUUUACCCUCCUGUCGAUGGAUACCCAGUGGUGGAUGUUCGAGCUCGCCGUUCCGACUGUCCACGCAAUGGGUUCCAUUCUGCUGUGCAUCGCGACCUUCUUGCUUAUCAGGGUGAACGCGGGAUCGUACGACCAAAGCGAGGUUAAUUUUAAGUUGACUCAAGCUUUCCGACUUGUGAUCUCAGGCUCUGCUCUGUGGCUCCUUGGAUCCAUCCACAAUGCAUUCUAAAUAUAUGAGAAAGCCAACGCCCGAGUCCAGCUCCUGCAGAUGGCCACGUCGUUGCCCUGCUUGGUCUCCAGCGAGCUUCUUCUUCUGAGCGGAAUUCUUCCACUGCAAAUAUCGAAUUUUGGACAUGGUCGCAAAUUAAUGAACAUUGCAAUAUGGUUGGCUCUAGUAGCAAGCGUCUUGUUGGUCGUGGCCGCACUCCUGAACGCAUUCCGCGUGGUGUUUCUGCAACAAGCCGACAGGGUCGGUGGCCACCUGGAGAUACUGCGAGGCGGUGCUAAGGAGCGACUUCGAAGCUUCCGUGCCAACUCCGAGCCCUUGUUGAGCUCCACAAACAAGUCCCAAGCCGACAUCGAGUCUCACCAGGCGGAAGUGCAACCCUACCGGGGUCCCGUCGUCCCCUCGGAGCCGCUGCCUCGUUAAGUCCGCCGCCGCGUUGCAGCGCCGUGUGUGCUCUUCUGUUAUUAUUGUUGUUGUUGUCGUUGUUGUGAUUGUUUUGCCAGUUGGAAGCUUGUGAUCUGCUCCCUUCUUGGAUCUAGACCUACGCAUGCAUGGCUAUGCAGCGACGGUGCGAGGUCUGCGGUGGAAAACACCGCAAUCCUGGUGGAACAGCGAGGCCAAUCCAGACAGCGGUAGAGCAUCUCAACAAGGCUUUUAUUUUUCCUGAUAGGAGGAGGAGUUUUUCUGAUAGGAGGAGGAGUUUAUCUGAUAGGAGGAGGAGUUUAUCUGAUAGGAGGAGGAGGAGUUUAUCUGAUAGGAGGAGGAGUUUAUCUGAUAGGAG
This is a messenger RNA of Physcomitrium patens, 1959 nucleotides long. RefSeq lists its product as uncharacterized. Lineage: Eukaryota; Viridiplantae; Streptophyta; Bryopsida; Funariales; Funariaceae. The record is from RefSeq and is a predicted model, not a curated record.